Molecule: messenger RNA, 843 nt
Organism: Epithele typhae
Lineage: Eukaryota; Fungi; Basidiomycota; Agaricomycetes; Polyporales; Epitheliaceae
Exons: 4
Coding region: 1-843 (280 amino acids)
Source: RefSeq, a predicted model, not a curated record
AUGUUCCCCAUCCCCACUACUGCCUCUCCCAUUCCGCUUUCGGCGGAAUUUCGGCCGUUUUCGACUCCAGAUCCUCAACCAAGCCACUCUACCUGUGGCUUGGCAAGCACACAUACCGCUCUCGCCUCGUCGUCUCUGCCAGCUCCCAAAAGCUCCGACAACACCUUCCGCCAUAUUCCGAUCCCCGCUCACUGGACAGCCACCCUCAACUCUGGAGAGCCUUCCUUCUGCACUUCCGCAUUCACAGUCCUCUGCAUGCUCGCAUACGGACACACCACACUGAUGCACUGGUGGACGGCCACAUGCAGCGGCGACGAAGUUCUCGCCCGCGACAACGAGCAAAUAAUCAGCCGGCUCACUAUAACAUCCGUCGUGGCGGGCCUCCUUCUCUCUUCGACAGCAGCGCUCAUCACAACAGAGCCUCCGCGCGCGGACCUCUUGGACUACACCCAGCGUGGCCCAUACCUGCUCUUGUGGGCAUCGUUCGGGAUGACACUCGGCGGGAUGAUCCUAUCCUCGACGAACAUCUACGCACUCUCAACGUACAACUGUGUCUGGUUCCGCACGGUGAUCAUGUCCACGCGGGCGCGGGUGUGGUGUACGCUUGUCCUGUUCGCCUACCCGUCCUUCGCGGUGGGUAUUGGGGCGGCGCUUUGUGUCGCAGGCAUCCUCAUAUCGGCGUGGACCUCUCAAGACAUGCUGGUAGUCGCCCUGUCUUUCCCUUUGCUGAUCCUUCCUGUAUCCAUGAGCAUCGUGUACUGGUCAACAGUGCGUGAGCCUGUGGGAGGGAGGAAAGACCCUUUGCAUGACAUUCGACAGUGCCAGGAUUCGGUCCUGAGUUAG